CUCCGUUCCAAAUUUUUACCCGUUACAAAUUCAAAUGUCGGCGAAAGCGAUUCAGAGACUGACCAACGCGGCCAUUGCGAUCGGCCUGGGAGCUGGCGUUGUGCAGUCCAGCAUUUACGAUGUCAAGGGCGGGCACCGCGCAGUUAUUUUUGACCGUCUCCAGGGAGUGAAGCAGGUCACGAUUGGCGAGGGCACGCAUUUCCUCAUUCCGUGGCUCCAGCGCGCUAUUAUCUUUGAUGUGCGCACCCGCCCGCGCUUGAUUUCGACCACCACCGGAUCGAAGGACAUGCAGAUGGUCAGCCUGAGCCUGCGUGUGCUGCAGCGCCCGAACAAGGAGAACCUGCCGCGCCUGUACCAGAACCUGGGUCUCGACUAUGACGAGCGCGUGCUGCCCUCGAUCGGUAACGAGGUGCUGAAGAGCGUGGUGGCCCAGUUUGACGCCAGUGAGCUUAUUACCCAGCGUGACAUCGUGUCGGCCCGGAUCCGCGACGAGCUGCUGGCGCGUGCGCAGGAGUUCAACAUCGAGCUUGAGGAUGUCUCAAUCACCCACAUGACUUUUGGCAAGGAGUUUACCGUUGCUGUCGAGAAGAAGCAGAUUGCGCAGCAAGAGGCCGAGCGUGCCCGCUUUGUUGUCGAGAAGGCCGAGCAGGAGAAGCACGCAGCCAUUAUCCGCGCUGAGGGUGAGGCCAUGGCGGCCGACCGCAUCUCAACGGCUCUGCAGAAGGCCGGCCCUGGCCUGGUCAAGCUGCGUCGUAUCGAGGCCUCGCGCGAGAUCGCCGAGACGCUUUCGGGCGCUCGCAACGUUACAUACCUGCCCCAAGGAAACUCGAACGGCAACCAGAUGCUGCUCAACAUCGGACAUGCUUAA
Linderina pennispora is the source of this 868-nucleotide messenger RNA. Its product is annotated as prohibitin-like protein. The transcript has 2 exons. Gene Ontology annotation, cellular component: membrane; mitochondrion. Gene Ontology annotation, biological process: mitochondrion organization. NCBI's taxonomy places the organism in Eukaryota, Fungi, Kickxellomycota, Kickxellomycetes, Kickxellales, Kickxellaceae. The coding region runs from base 35 to 868 and encodes 277 amino acids. The record is from RefSeq and is a predicted model, not a curated record.